AUGACGGUUAUCAUUGGGUCAUUAUUUUUGCCCUAUACAAUUCACUUUCAAAUUGCCAAAAACCAAUAUGAAAUAUUACAAAGUGAGAAUAGUUCAAAGUUGGAGAAUUUAAAGAUAUCCAAUGCUUCAACGGUGGAGUCAGAUGAUGGUGUGAAAUCGAUGCUUUCCAGCUCGUGUGGGUCAAUAUCGUCGCCGCCUAUUUACUCACACACCGUGUCCCAAUCAAUCAUCCCAACGCUUCCACGCCAUCAGCUGCAGCUUCAACAAGGCUCUUCGAUACUAGAAGAUCAAGCACAGAAAGCGAGCCCAAUUAUGGAACGAGGAAACCUUUCUUCGCUUCGUGCAGACACUCCGGAGGGGUUUUUUUAUCAGAAACGUGUUGGUGGUCUUCAACGCAAUCCUUCAAGUUCGUCGUACACACUCUCUCCGACACCCUCGAUCAAGCACUCUAGUGACCUUCAUUAUAUCCAACCAAAGUCACGCUUGAGUAACUUGAAGUUUGAGAGUUCAAUUGUGGAUUCUAAAGUACCCGGUGAAUCCCAUGGAUCUCCUGCAUUGCGGAUAAGCAGAUCAUCCACCAAUUUAGCAGCCGCAAAUCAAAACUCAUUAUCGAGACCGCAAAACUAUAGAUCCAAUUCUUCGUUCAUGAAGUCUUCUUCACAGGGUGAUACAAACAGGACACCCACAUGGCAUGCUUCUACUAGCCAACAGCAACAGCAACAGCAACAGCAACAGCAACAGCAACAGCAACAGCAACAACAUCAGCAACAGCAACAACAACAAAAGCGGCAACAACAGCAACAAAAAUACGGCUUCAUCAUCAACGGAAAUAGUAGUACUAACUCGUUAAUUUCAGAAGAGUGUAAUUCUAAUUUUGAAGACACUGCUUUAAUUCCCUCUUCGCUCGAGGAUGAAGAUGAAUAUGGGUUUGAAAAGAAUUUCAAGAAUUCGAUAGCUCGUAAGACCUUAGCUCCCUUUGGAGGCUUUUCCAAACCGGGAAUAGAGGAAAGCUUAUGGAAUGAUGAUAAUAUUUUUGAUACAGCAGAAUGGUCUGUUGUGCCAUCUGAUGACGGCAAUGGCUCGUUGACCAAAGCCAUUGACAUUUCAGUCAAGAAUCAGAUCGUCAAUAAAUGUAGAUGGGUUGGUAUUGUUGCCAUGCCUAGCGACACAAUUUCCCCCAAGGUUAAAGAAAAGAUUGCUUCAACAUUGGCUGCGGACUUUGACUGUGAUGCUGUUUUUCCUGAUGAUAUUACAUUUGAAGGGCACUACAGGUCAUUUUGUAAGCAAAUUUUGUGGCCUACUUUACAUUAUCAAAUUCCCGAUAAUCCCAAGUCGAAAGCUUUUGAAGACCACUCGUGGGGCCAUUACGUGUUGAUGAAUCAAUUAAUCGCUGAUAAGUUGGUAAAAUCCUACUUGGAAACUAAUGGCGAGCGCAAUUUUGAAGAUUCAGAAAACGUGGUGUGGGUGCACGAUUAUCAUUUACUACUUGUGCCAAAAAUGGUUAGAGAGAAAUUGCCACGCGUGAAAAUCGGAUUCUUUUUGCAUGUUUCAUUCCCAUCAUCUGAAGUAUUUAGAUGCUUAGCACAAAGAACCGAGCUUUUGGAAGGGAUGUUGGCUGCAGAUUGCAUCUCGUUUCAGACAAAUGAAUACGUUCGCCAUUUUUUCCAGACUUGUAGCAAGUUGUUAUCUGCAGAAACCAGCGAUAACAAUGUCAUUUUCCAAAGUAGAAACACAUUUGUCAAUACGAUUCCGGUAGGAAUUGAUUCAUCAUCCCUUCGUGUAAUUGUCAAUAGUGAUCCUGUAAAAGAGUGGAGGCGGUUGAUCCGAGAAAGAUGGGGCAGUGAGAACUUGAUUAUUAGUAGAGACAAGUUGGAUAGACUAAGAGGUGUAAAACAGAAACUUUUAGCGUACGAAAAGUUUUUGACUGAACAUCCUGAAUUUAUUGAAAAAACAAUUUUGAUCCAGAUUUGUAUUGGAACAAACGCCGACCCCAACUAUGAGCUGGAGAUAAUGAAAAUUAUCUCCAGGAUUAACUCCUUACCUGAUAAUAUCUCGAUUACUCAACCCGUUGUUUUAUUGCAGAAGGAUAUAGACUUUGAUCAAUAUUUGGCAUUACAGUGCGAGGCCGAUGUGUUUGUCGUGAGCUCCAUGAGAGAAGGUUUGAAUUUGACUUGUCACGAGUUUAUUACUGCUACAGAAGAAAAGAAAUCGCCUCUUGUUUUGUCAGAAUUUACUGGAUCUGCCUCGUUGCUAGCUUGUAAUGGAGAAGGUGCAUUGUUGAUUAAUCCAUGGGAUUUGAAGAAAUUUGCCGAGGUGAUACAUGAGGCUUUGGUUAUGAGCAAAGCUGAAAAAGCUAAGCGUUGGGAGAAUUGUCAUCACUUUGUGUUGACUCAAGAUUCUAAACACUGGGUGUCAAAGUGUUUGGAAAGUAUCAAUAGAGCUUGGGAUUUAAAUAAUGAAAGGUAUAGCAAGUAA
Molecule: messenger RNA, 2475 nt
Organism: Lodderomyces oxycetoniae
Lineage: Eukaryota; Fungi; Ascomycota; Pichiomycetes; Serinales; Debaryomycetaceae
Gene: TPS3
Product: trehalose 6-phosphate synthase/phosphatase complex subunit
Exons: 2
Coding region: 1-2475 (824 amino acids)
Biological process (GO): trehalose biosynthetic process
Cellular component (GO): alpha,alpha-trehalose-phosphate synthase complex (UDP-forming); cytosol
Molecular function (GO): trehalose-phosphatase activity
Source: RefSeq, a predicted model, not a curated record